Cryptosporidium ubiquitum is the source of this 612-nucleotide messenger RNA. RefSeq lists its product as uncharacterized. The transcript has a single exon. The coding region runs from base 1 to 612 and encodes 203 amino acids. Gene Ontology annotation, molecular function: zinc ion binding. Lineage: Eukaryota; Apicomplexa; Conoidasida; Eucoccidiorida; Cryptosporidiidae. The record is from RefSeq and is a predicted model, not a curated record.
AUGGAUAAUAUACUUAGAAAUUAUUUGAAUAGCUUGAAUGAGCUUUCGAUAAAAUGUGAUACAUUGUUGGAAAAAUACAAGUUGAGUGAGAACUUAAAUGUAGAUGGAAGACAAAAAUUAUAUGAGUUGUUUGUAAGUUUUGAAGAAAUGAAAUUAUGGAGUAAAAGUGUUUUGUACGGAGGGAACGACCGACCAUAUGAGAAAUUUAAGGCCCUAAACACGGAUUUUGAGUAUUUUAGGGAGAUGUUGAUUGCACGGUUAGAACUUACAGAUGUUGGUCAACAAAAAAGCAAAGAUCAGGUUUCCAUAAUCUCGAGAAAAGUUCUUCCUAAAGUAUGUUGUUUGACUAGGGAAGUUUUCAGAGAUCCUGUAUCCCAUAGAUAUGAAACAUCGGAAAAGAUUGAGAAUAUGUGCAAAAAUCAUAUUUAUGAGAAGGACGCUCUUCUUAAGUAUUUGGGUAAUAGCAAGAAAAAAAUUUGCCCAAUUGCAGGAUGCAACUUUUUGGUGAUCAAGAGGUUCUUAAAGAGAGAUAAAGAAGUUCUCGAUCAAAUUCAGAAUGGCUCCUCAAUUAAAACAGAGGGACAAGAAAAUAUACAAAGUUUAUUGGACUAA